AUGUAAAAUACUUAAUAACCAUAAGCAAAUACUGAAUAGCCAUAAGCGAAUACUGAAUAACCAUAAAUAAAUACAAAAAGAUGUUGUUUACUAACAAUAGGUAUGGCUGGUAGUGGAAAAACAACAUUUGUCUAAAAAUUAGUAGAGAACUUUUUAUACAAAAAAGGUGAUCCAUCAUAUAUAUUAAAUCUUGAUCCAGCAGUAUAAUUUCUACCAUAUACUCCAAACAAUGAUAUAAGAUAAACAAUAGACUAUAAAAAAUUAAUGAAAGAACAUUAAUUAGGUCCUAAUGGAGCAAUUAUGACAGCUUUAAAUUUAUAUUGCGCAUAAAUAGAUAAAGUAAUUUAAAACAUUGAAAAUUUACCAAAUUUAUCUGAAUAUGUAGUUGUAGACACCCCAGGAUAAAUAGAAGUUUUUACCUGGAGCGCUUCAGGUAGUAUAAUAACUUAAGCUUUAUAAUACUCUAUGCCUACAGUAUUAUUAUAUGUUAUUGAUCUAGCAAGAUGUCAAAACCCAAAUAGUUUUAUGAGCAAUAUGAUGUUUUGUUGUAGUAUUUUCUAUAAAAUGAAACUUCCAAUGGUUUUAGUCCUUAAUAAAGAAGAUGUGUCUGACAAAGAUAAAAUAUUUUAAUGGAUUUAAGAUUAUUAAACAUUGAUGGUAUACAUUUAUAGUUUAAAUUUUUAUUUUUUAUAAUAAAAAGGAUGAAUUUUAAUACUAUGAUAAUUAUCUUUCUACUUUAAGUAAAUCUAUGGUUCUUAGUUUAGAUGAAUUUUAUAAUUAAUUAAAGGUUGUUGCUGUUAGUUCUAUAAAAGGAACAGGAUUUGAUAAAUUAAAUGAAGCAAUAUAAUAUGCAAAAGAAGAAUUU
Molecule: messenger RNA, 865 nt
Organism: Ichthyophthirius multifiliis
Lineage: Eukaryota; Ciliophora; Oligohymenophorea; Hymenostomatida
Exons: 4
Molecular function (GO): GTPase activity
Source: RefSeq, a predicted model, not a curated record